This is a messenger RNA of Phyllotreta striolata, 1000 nucleotides long. The record is from the annotation of a GenBank genome assembly. NCBI's taxonomy places the organism in Eukaryota, Metazoa, Arthropoda, Insecta, Coleoptera, Chrysomelidae.
UUUAAAAGACAAACUGUGACACGAUAAAACAGGAAGGAAGACUUAAUUAAAUCAAUUUUCUACCAAUUUGUAAAAAUGACCGAUUUUAAAAAGGAUUUGGAAAAAUUGAAACAAUACAGGGAAAAUAACGAUAGAAAUAGUAGAGAAGUAGUGCAGAUAUGGAUAAAGUCGUUGCAACCACACAAGGAUAAACUUGGGAAAGAAAAGCACGUAAUUUUAGAACAAGUUUGUAUAGCUGCACUGGAUACAUUUAACUUAAAUAUCGCGGAAUCCUGCAUAAAAGAGCUCUACGUCGAAUUCCCGAACAGUUGCAGGGUUCAGAUAUUGGAAUCUAUGUUAAACGAAGCCAACGACAACCAUUCCAAUGCACUCAUCAUACUAAACAAUGUCAUUAAGCAAGACCCCACCAACAGUUCCGCUCGAAAAAGGAAAAUCGCCAUUUGCAAAGCUUUCGUCAAGAACUCCGAUGCAAUCAAAGAGCUGACGGACUACUUGAAAGUUUACAUGGCGGAUAUAGAGGCAUGGCAAGAGCUCAGCGAAUUGUAUAUUAGCGAAUUCGAUUAUGGCAAAGCCGCCUUUUGUGUCGAGGAAUUAAUCCUGCACAAUCCCCAUAAUCAUUUACUGCACCAAAGAUACGCCGAUAUAAAGUACAGUCAAGGUGGAUUAGAAAACAUAGAAAUAGCCAGAACUUACUACUACCAAUCACUCAAACUGAAUCCCAGAAAUAUGAGGGCCUUGUAUGGAAUAUACUUGACGACAUCUGCAAUGUUGAAUACUCAGAAGCUGGUGUCCGGCAAGAAAAAGGAUUCGGCUCAGAAAAUCCUCGAGUGGGUGCUCAAGGAAAUCAAACAGAAGUAUUCCGAAAAAAGCGCCAUCGAGGAUAUAAAACAGUCUCUAGCAGCAUUAGAAAUUUAGUAUUUCAAUUCACGUUCCAUUCUAGUUAAAUUUAAUUAAAGUUUUUAUGAAUGUUGUGAAUUUGUGAAUCAUUUAGACCGGGUAA